Melampsora larici-populina 98AG31 is the source of this 843-nucleotide messenger RNA. RefSeq lists its product as uncharacterized. The record is from RefSeq and is a predicted model, not a curated record. Bases 1 to 843 code for a protein of 280 amino acids. Lineage: Eukaryota; Fungi; Basidiomycota; Pucciniomycetes; Pucciniales; Melampsoraceae. The transcript has 3 exons.
AUGUCGGCUCAAGAAUAUGCAGAUGGACUUGGAGGAAUUGAAUUAAACAGAAGAGAAAGGAACAGAUCAGGAACAGCUCAAAGAGAAAAGAACGGAGAAAAAGGAAAAGAAAACAGGAAAGAUGAAGAACAAUCAGGAGAAGGUAACAAGAAUUUAGGAAUUGAAGGAGGCAUUGGAGAACAAGAAGAAGAUCAAAAUGAAGAAGUAGCAAGAGACGAGAGAAUGGGUGGUAAAGGCGGUGCCAACAACUUCGACCAAUCUAAUCAACUCUUGAUAGCGUCAAACGGGACGACCAAUCCUAUAAUACAAGGAAACAUUCAAGAAAUGAGUGGUCAGGGAAUAGUAACAGGAUUAGGCAGAUCAAUUGAUAGCUCAAACAAAAAUACCCUGUUAGAGCUAACUCACCAGAAGUGGAAGCACAACAUACAUACCGCAGUUCAUAACGGAAAUAUACCUCAAUUUGAACUUUUGAAAAACGAGUACGAGAAGUGGUGUCAUAAACAUCAAACACCUGUCAGAGAUAUCGACCUCUUCGAUAUGGACUUAGACCAAGUGGAAUUGAACCCGAACCCGGUGACAACUGCGGAGAAAACGAAAGAUACCUCGAAGUCAAAGAAGGAAGUCAAUACAACAAUGGUGAUAGGAGAAAAGUUAGGAAAUCAUAUGACUAGUAGAGGAGGUUAUCAUAAUCAAGGCAACCAAUCUUGGAACAGAGGUGGUAACCAAAGCGGAGGUGGUGAUCGCCCAGCGAUAGGCCCAGGUAGCUUUAACCGUUUGAUGAUAGAAGGGAACCAGAAUAAAGGGGGAGAGAAUAAUGCUCCAACCGCAUCAGGAUCUAAGUAA